Messenger RNA from Aphanomyces astaci, 839 nucleotides. RefSeq names its product thiamine pyrophosphokinase. NCBI's taxonomy places the organism in Eukaryota, Oomycota, Saprolegniomycetes, Saprolegniales, Verrucalvaceae. Gene Ontology annotation, biological process: thiamine metabolic process; thiamine diphosphate biosynthetic process. The transcript is spliced from 3 exons. Gene Ontology annotation, molecular function: thiamine binding; thiamine diphosphokinase activity; ATP binding. The record is from RefSeq and is a predicted model, not a curated record. The annotation marks the transcript as partial.
AAAUGCCCGCACGUCCUCGCACAUGCGUCCCGCUGCCAGCCGGCCUAUUGAAGCUGCAUGACAAUGCGUUCUGGACGACCUCGUCUCCCCAUGAGACUAACCCGUUGGCAUUGAUUGUCAUCAACGGCAUCGGUCUCAUCUCUUGCUUUGACCAUUUGUGGGAGAAAGCUCGAUUCACCGUGUGCGCUGAUGGCGGGGCCAACAAACUGUACGAUUACAUCAAGCGCGACAAAGUCGUGCCGCCAAAGAACUACAUCCCACAGUACAUCAAGGGAGAUUUGGACUCUAUUCGGCCCGAGGUUGCGUCGUACUUUGAACUGCAAGGCACGCAAGUCAUCAAGGACCCGGACCAAAACUCCAACGACUUGGACAAGUGUCUGUCGCUGCUGCGGACCCUCCAGCGCGAUCUCAAUGCCAACGGACAUGGAGAUGCCGUGAAGCUGAACGUGCUUGUCGUUGGCGCCAUGGGAGGCCGCUUUGAUCAAGAAAUGCAGAACGUGAAUGCGCUGUUUCAAUGGUCGUCCAUUUUCCACCGCAUGACCCUGGUCUCAGACAGCACUUCCGCCACACUCUUGGUUCCUGGCACACACUGCAUCCGCCCCAACUUUGCCGUGGAAGGCCGCACGUGCGGCUUGAUCCCCGUUGGCGGGUCUUGUGAAAUCCUUACGACCAAAGGGUUGAAAUGGAACCUGACAAACCACAGCACGGCGUUCGGGGGGCUUGUCAGCACGUCGAAUCAUGUGUUGGACUGCGACGUUCAUGUCGAUACGUCCGAUCCUCUCAUUUGGACCACAGAAUUAUCGGCAUAAUACAAUUGUGAUCGGGACUACCGUACCUAU